Medicago truncatula (barrel medic) is the source of this 1551-nucleotide messenger RNA. RefSeq names its product ankyrin repeat-containing protein BDA1. Bases 1 to 1368 code for a protein of 455 amino acids. Lineage: Eukaryota; Viridiplantae; Streptophyta; Magnoliopsida; Fabales; Fabaceae. The transcript has 2 exons. The record is from RefSeq and is a predicted model, not a curated record. Gene Ontology annotation, molecular function: protein binding.
AUGAACCCAAUUCCAAUUCUUCAUCAUGAACUGAAUGUUGCAGCUGAAGCAGGUGAUAUAGGCCUCCUCUAUGGAGUAAUCCAAGUUAAUUCAUCGAUUUUAGAGAUUAUAGAUUCGAAUGAGUUUGUCAAAACUCCAUUACAUAUCGCAGCAACACGGGGGCACCUCCCGUUUGCGAUUGAGGUUAUGAAUUUGAAACCAUCGUUUGCUUUGAAGCUAAAUCAGGAAGGACUCAGCCCUAUUCACCUGGCUAUACAAAACAACCACAGGAGUAUGGUAUUUUGUUUGGUGGACAUGAACAAGGACCUUGUCAGACUCAAAGGGAAGGAGGGCAUGACUCCUCUUCAUUUUGCAAGUCAAAAUGGUGAGGAUGAAAUUUUAGCUAAACUCCUCUUUGCUUGUCCAGAAUCCAUUGAAGACGUAACUGUGAGGGGUAAGACUGCAUUGCAUAUUGCUGUGCAAAAUAACCAGUAUGAGGUUCUUAAACUCCUAGUUUGCUUUCUCAAGAAAAAUACCAAGAGAGGUGCAAGGAAAUUAGAAUAUAAAAUUCUAAAUCAAAAGGAUGAGAUUGGCAACACCAUUUUGCACAUAUUAGCGGCGCUAAUGAUGAUCCAGCCAAAUCCACAGCCUGAGGAAGCUGCACAGGCACUUCGAUUGUUGGUAAAGAGUGGGGUAAAUUUGAAUGCAAAGAACUCGGAAAACAAAACAGCAUUGGACAUAGCAGCCAAUGAAGACAUUGCGAGGAUAUUGUUAAGUGUUGGAGCAAGACACGGUGAAGAAGUCGUCGAUGCUCCCUUACUUGCAAAUCAACUAAGAUCAGAUACCACAAUUAUGAAUAAAGUGACAAUUUAUGUUAGUCGCUUUAGAAGUGAAAUAUUAGAGGAGCAACGCAGCACUUGGUUGAUUGUUGCGACCCUCGUUGCAACAGCGACCUAUCAAACAGUACUAAAUCCCCCUGGCGGAUUUUAUCAAACUAAUGCUACCAACAAAAAUUUGAACACCACUUCCUCCGAUUCUACUAUUUCUUCUGACCAAGGAAAUGCUGGGAAAUCGGUCUUGUCAAAUCUGAAUUUUAUUUUAUAUUCACAUUUGAAUGUGUUUUCCUUUUUGAUAUCAGUUAUGGCAAUACUUAUCAUGACUCCGUGGGGGGCCGUAGGCGGUACUCUGGUGUUCGGUCCGGUGGUUUGGUUUGCCCUUAGUUAUAUGUAUGCUAUGACGGUCAUAUCCCCUGCACCUUUCAGUCCCUUAAUUCAUAUCCUCAUAUCAUCUUUAAUUGGGUUAUCUAUAUUCUAUGUGUUAAUUUUAAACAUUAUUAAACUUUACCGUAAUCGUCAGCUGCAGCUGAUAGUAGAUCAGCAUGGUCACUAGAUAGAUGAUGGUACAACAUGCAAUCGCUAUUUACAUGUUCUGCAAGCAACAAUAUCUGAAUUGAAUAAAAUGUUGAGUGAAGUCGGUGAAUUGUAUAACAUUAUCUAUUGUAUUUAAUAUCUUAAUAAUCGUAUCUUGUACUACUACUUUUAUUGAAUGUACGUGUAUUAAUUGAUGUUUGGA